Messenger RNA from Diatraea saccharalis (sugarcane borer), 2676 nucleotides. The record is from the annotation of a GenBank genome assembly. Lineage: Eukaryota; Metazoa; Arthropoda; Insecta; Lepidoptera; Crambidae.
AUGAAACGAAGAGCGGAUCUGAUUUUAAAGAUGUUAGAGCACAAAAAAGAGGAAGAGGAAAUUAUUAGCUAUAACAAAGAGAAUAUUUCUUCUAAGAUGAAUGUUGCAGAUAAUGAUGGAAAUACAAUUGAAUCACUAAAACGAAAUAGACCUAAUAGUGAUAAACGAGAGCUGACCUGCAAUGCUAUAGAUGUAGAAAAAAAUACUGAAAAUGAUACCUUCGAAGAUGAAACACUUGCCAAGAAUUUUAGGACCCGGAAUUCAUCGACGUCUUCAAGCUCUUCCUCUUCAAGCUCUUCGUCUUCAAGCUCGUCACCUUCAACCACAAAGUUAAGUUCAUCUAACUCGUCGACUUCUAUAGAUCGUUCUGAUAAGAAGCAACAUGCCGCUCCUCCAUUAAGUCCAAACCCGAGUACCAGCAAGGAACAUGCUCCCCGUUGUUCGUCGAGCCCAAAGCCGAGUAACAGCAAGGAACAUGCUCCCCGUUGUUCGUCGAGCCCAAAGCCGAGUAACAGCAAGGAACAUGCUCCCCGUUAUCCGUCGAGCCCAACGCCUUGUACCAGCAAGAAACAUGCUUCCCGUUGCUCACCGGGCCUAUUAGGGCCGAACUAUCAAAUAUCACCUAUUCACACUGAUGAAAGUGAUGUAGACCUCAGCGACUCUGAUCCUACGUUUAGGUUAGAUAGCAAUAAAGGUGAGGAUGCUUCAUCAUCUGAAUCUGUUUCCCAUUCUGCUGCCACUGAAAGUAAUGGCAAAAAGAAAAAAACUAGAAAACGCUUGAGAAAUCCCUCUAAGUGGAUACAGAAUGAAGUUAAACGAUUGAGAAAUGCGGGAAAAGCCUAUCAAUCCCUUUCAAAAACAAAAAAAAAUAUUUCGGAGCGUAGUAUGAAAGAGGGGUGUAAUUGCAAACAGAAAUGUAGUGAAAAAAUAAUGGAUAGUGAACGAUUGAAUUUAUUUAAUAGUUUUUGGAAACUGAAUGAUUUGGAAAUACAGCGUGCGUAUAUUCGCACUUGUAUGAUUCAAAUAAACCCUAGAUACAAAUAUACUAACGCAGAAAAGCCAAGGUUGCCUAAUAACGCCUUGUACUUUACUUUAGAUUCGAAGAAAAUACGAGUUUGUAAGAAUUUUUUCUUAAAUACAUUAGAUAUCAGUGACAGACAAUUGAGAACUGUAAAGAGCAAAACAAACAAUGAAGGCUUUUUAGAACGAGACCAAAGAGGAAAACAUAAUAAUAGAAAACGUGUAAAUCCGACAUUACUACAGAACAUAAGGGACCACAUUAACAACAUACCUAAAAUAGAAUCUCAUUACCUAAGAGCUACAACGGAUGCUAAAGAAUACAUUUCAGAUAGCAAAACAAUACAGGACUUAUGCAAAGAUUUUAAUGAAAAACAAAAAGAAAACAAUAGACCAGAAUGUGAUUAUUGGUUAUACUUAAAUACUUUUAACAAAGAGUUUAAUAUAGGGUUUUUUCAACCUAAGAAAGAUAGAUGUGACGUUUGUUUGGCGUAUGAACUUGCACACGAGACAACAAAACUUGAUUUAAAAUCUGCUUAUGAGAAUCAUCUUGAAGAGAAGAAUUUAUGCCGUCAAGAGAAAAAAAGAGAUAGAGCAAAUAUUGACGACAGUAACAUCUGUGCAGUAUUUGAUUUACAAUCAGUGAUGCUAUGUCCUAGUCCUUCGUAUUUUUAUUACUGUUCGAAGAUAAAUUGUUUAGAUUUUACCAUCACUGAGUUAAAUCCGACACAAAAAGAAAAUAUUAAAGCCUAUGAAAAUGUGUUUUGUUAUUUCUGGGAUGAAACUCAAGGCAACAGAGGAGCAAAUGAAAUUGGUUCAUGUCUAUUUGAAUACUUAAAUACAUUGAGCUCUAAACACCCAGAUAAGAGCCUGAACAUUAUUUUUUAUUCAGACAAUUGUACGGGGCAAAAUAAGAAUAAAGUUAUUGCCAGCCUUUAUUCAUUUGCAGUGAUGCACUUUAAAAAUAUACAAUCCAUAACCCACAAAUAUCUAAUCAAGGGGCAUACGCAUAAUGAAGCCGACAACGUGCACAGUUUGAUAGAAAAAGAAAUUAAAAAGAAUGAAAAAGGUGGUCCUAUUUACACCCCUUAUCAAUAUGUCACAAUUAUCAAAAGCGCGCGGAAAUCCGGAACACCCUUCACCGUUAAGGAAAUGGACUACAAUUGUUUCUAUAACUUGAAACUAUUGCAAGAACAGUGGGCGUAUAACUUUAGUGAGGAUACAGAAAGGAAAAAACUCAUAUGGAAUGAUGUUAAAGUCCUGCAAUUUUGUAAAGAACGACCUUAUUCAUUCAACUACAAAACAUCAUAUUCCCAAACUGCCUUCCAAACACUCAAUAUGCGAAACAAACGGAAGAAAAUGGUAAGCGAUGAAUUAAUCAGUCUUGAAAAAUUAUACGAGCAACCUAUCGCAUUAAAAGAAAAUAAAAAAAGAGAUCUCAAGAAUCUCGUUAAAAAAAAUCAGAUUCCGCACUACUAUGCAACUUUUUACGAUUCAUUAUUUGAGUUGCAAUUUCCUGCCAACGAGAUAGCUGAGCUGGUCCAAGGGUACUCCGCUUGCUGUUGCUGGAAGCCUAGGUUCUUGGUCACAGCCCCACCAGCCAAUGAUCCUGUGGAACUUCUGGGGCUAUUCGCCCCCGAGGGUGACUCUCGCAUCUGA